AGGAUACAAAGAUGAAAAGGCACCUCUGCUACUGAGUGAGUGGGAGACACGUAUCACUGACUGAACACAGUAGCAAGUAAUGAAACGUGAGUCCAGAGGCUGGAAAACAACCUGUACAUUAGCAGCAGAGGAAGCGUUCACAGAACUAGACUAGACAUUCUUUUUAUAGUUUGUAACUACAUAUAUAGCUAUAGCUUAUUGUACUAUAAUAAAGAUGCAUUUUGACUCGUCUAGUGCUUAGACCUCGAGACAUUUGCCUUUAAAUAUUGUGAUUUCUACACUAAAUGCAUCAAAUAAUACAAGUAUGUUGCAUAGAGAAAAUCCCCAAUAACCGUAACGUGGUCGUUUCCCAGAAUCCCCUGCUGUACUGUCCCCCGCCGACAGAUGUCGCCCUCCCUCUUGCCAGCUGUGCUGCUUCUGCUGUGACCCAGGCUCGGCUCGGGCUCGGCUCGGGCUCGGCUCAGGAUCGGGAACGGACGGACUUUCUUCGACAGCGUUCCCCGCCCGCCCGGACCGGUCACACUCAGCCCCGGGUCGUUGGUAGCGGACUGUGAGGUGUGUGAGGUCUGUGUGGAGCGACCAGCUGCUGUGCGCGAGCGUGCGUGCGUGCGCGUGUGUGUGUGUUGUGGGGGAGUUUUGCUGCAGAGGACUGGACUCAACACCGCGCUCGACACCAUGGCUGCUGCUCUCAACAUGCUCCUCAUCGCUCUUCAGAUCUUAACGGCACUGGCCCUGGAAUCAACCUCUGAACAAGCCCUGCCCCAGAGACGCCCAUAUCUCACUGGCUGUGUCUCCACCAACAUGGUGACUUUCCGGUGCACAUGGAAUGUUGGCUCCUACCAGAACCUCUCUGAGCCGGGAGCGCUUCGCUUGUUCUACAUCAACAAAAUAUCACCACAGUUGUCUUAUCAAAACUGGAGUGAGUGUCCUCACUACAGCACUGAGCAGCCAAAUGAGUGCUUCUUCAAUGAGAACCACACAACCAUUUGGACAUCUUACAGUAUCCAGCUCCGCUCAGGAGAUCAGGCCGUCCUCUAUGAUGAGAACCUCUUCCAGGUUCUUGACAUUGUGCAACCAGAUCCACCCAUUGAUUUGAAAUGGACGUUGCUGAAUGUCAGUCUAACUGGCACGUACUGUGACAUCAUGCUGAGCUGGAAGCCGCCCCAGUCAGCCGACGUGGAGACGGGAUGGAUGACGCUGCAGUACGAGGUUCAAUACCGUGACAUCAACUCGGACCUGUGGGAAGUGGUCGACCUUGAGAAAAGCACACAAUGCUCCAUUUAUGGCCUUCAAACUAAUGUGAAUUAUGAGGUUCAAGUCCGGUGUAAAAUGCUUGGUGAAAAGAAGUUUGGAGAAUUCAGUAGCUCAGUGUUCGUCCACAUCCCAUCUAAAGGAUCUCGAUUCCCAGUGGUAGCUUUGCUCAUCUUUGGUGCCUUGUGUUUAGUGGCCAUUCUGAUGUUAGUCAUCAUUUCACAGCAGGAGAAGUUGAUGGUGAUUCUUUUACCUCCUGUUCCUGGGCCUAAAAUAAAAGGAAUCGACCCUGAAUUACUAAAGAGUGGAAAACUGAGAGAGUUGACGUCCAUCUUGGGUGCCCCCCCUGAUUUGAGGCCAGAGCUGUACAACAGCGACCCCUGGGUGGAAUUCAUCGACCUGGACAUCGAGGAACACAAUGACAGAAUGUCAGACCCAGACUGUCUAAUGGAGCGAUCCGUUUCUUCCAACUGCUCUCCUCUCUCCAUCGGUUUUAGAGACGAUGACUCAGGCCGAGCCAGCUGCUGUGAACCAGAUCUUCCCUGUGACCUAGAAGCCUCAGCUUUCCACAGUCUCAUCCCAGUCCAGACCCUCAGUAAAGAUCCUACGUCCACAGGAGCCACUGAGAAAAGCCCUCUGGUUCUGGGCACAACCACUGCCAAGCCACCAGUUUCAGCUCUGGGCAGAGAGGCGAUGUACACCCAAGUCAGUGAGGUCAGGUCAUCUGGGAAGGUGCUGCUAUCGCCUGAAAACCAGACAGAGGUGGAAAAAAGUAAAGACAUUAUACCAGAGAAGCAGAAAAAGAACAAUGAGUUUGAGCAUGCAGAGCUAACUGCAAAUGAUGGGGGCUACACCUCGGAGAUCAAUGCAUGGAAAAUGAGCUCAAGACCAUGUGAGGGGGGCGUGAGUGAAUCCUACCACACAGCGUCACCGUCACCUUGUUCUGAAACAGAUAUUACGACCGUGUCCCCGCUGCCACCUCCUCCUGUCUACACCGUAGUAGAGGGUGUUGACAGACAGAACAGUCUCCUACUGACACCAAACCAAACACCUGCCCCUCAGCUGAUAAUCCCAAAGACGAUGCCAUCACCAGAUGGCUACCUGACCCCUGACCUGUUGGGAAGUGUCACACCAUAAGUACGAACAAAAAACAAAAUGAACUGUACAAAAUGGAGGAUUUGGAUCAAACUUGUGAACAGCUUGAUAUUAAAAUGCGGUGCCUGAAUGCCUACUGUAACACAGAUAGAAGGUGCAUCUGUACCUGUCCUGUCAUCACUUCAUCCUCCUCUGGCAGAAUGGUAAGGGUGGUUAAAAGGUUGUUAGUGGCAAAGAACGCUGCAGAGGUGGAAAGAGAAGUGUUCAUCGGGAAUGAACACAACCAAGACUUUAGUAGGUCAGUUGUCAUCAGUCUGACAUCUACUACACCGUCUUUCCAUCCUUUCAGGCUGCUUUGAUCUAAAUGUGUCUGCUAGAACACAUGAUGCUUAAAACUUGGUUUCGUGUAUUAAUGGUUCAUAAAAUACCUUUUAGCAGUGUGGUAGUAAACAGUUUCAUAUUGAAAGACAUGACAGUGAACAGCUCCUGUGUUUAUGUGAAAUCAGUGUCAGUCCAACUUUCCUUUUGCAGGCUGCUAUAUGUGUUGUACAUAAAGUAUUUUUUGUAAUUUGUCGUUUUAAGGGAGAAUAGGUCAUGUGCAUCUGUAAUAUUAACAAAUAAUAUUAAUGCAGCUAAGGUUCUAACACAUUUACAAUUACUUUGUUACCUAACUAAAACAUAAUCUGUAAAUCAUGGUUUAAAACAUGCUUGUGUUUGUUUGAUGCCCUGAAAUGACAGCAAACGGUAUUUGGGUCGUCAGAUGCUAAUAGACGCUAAAUCAGUAUUUCUUUAAUGCAUAAACGGUGCAUUUAAAAUAAUACACAGUAAUAAAAACUCGAGGUACGUAAUAACAA
This is a messenger RNA of Betta splendens (Siamese fighting fish), 3200 nucleotides long. RefSeq names its product growth hormone receptor b (gene ghrb). The transcript has 9 exons. Lineage: Eukaryota; Metazoa; Chordata; Actinopteri; Anabantiformes; Osphronemidae. Gene Ontology annotation, cellular component: external side of plasma membrane. Gene Ontology annotation, molecular function: protein binding; cytokine receptor activity. The record is from RefSeq and is a predicted model, not a curated record. Bases 676 to 2388 code for a protein of 570 amino acids. Gene Ontology annotation, biological process: cytokine-mediated signaling pathway.